Molecule: messenger RNA, 3928 nt
Organism: Tachysurus vachellii
Lineage: Eukaryota; Metazoa; Chordata; Actinopteri; Siluriformes; Bagridae
Gene: snx25
Product: sorting nexin 25
Exons: 19
Coding region: 729-3614 (961 amino acids)
Cellular component (GO): intracellular membrane-bounded organelle; early endosome membrane
Molecular function (GO): phosphatidylinositol binding
Source: RefSeq, a predicted model, not a curated record
ACGCGCUUCCUCCGCCUAACGGCUGUCGUGACGACAACCAUCCUAACCUAAACACAACCCAAAGCGAUUUGGAUUCUGAUAUCCAUUUGGUCUUAACGCUGUCAGAUGUGGAUUUAUAGCGGAUUUCACGUAUCCGGAAUGCGAGGAUUUUCUGCGUUGUUUUUUAUUCGCAGGAUUGUAAACUUGAGCCCUCGCGCACAGCUACGUAAAUGAAUGUGAACAUAGCGGUUAGCUUUUAAAACACCGGCGUCCAAAUUAGCCAAACAAACCUGAUAAUUGUCUGUUUGGUAUUUGGUUAGUUUAUAUUUAGUUUAGAUAGCGGUGGGUUAUUUUUUCUUUGCACUUGCUCUAUGCUUGUUCGGUUAACUCGAGGACUGUAUAAAUAACUCGGCGGUUUUUUUUUAGACGAGGUUAAACUAGCCAAAGCUAGAAUGUGGACUCUGUAGCUACUCGUGUUUAUACGCAGUCUGGCGUUUUAAACUCCAGCUGUCUUUAUGCACAGCAGUUUACAGGUCACCGAUACCGUCGAGGUAACAAAAGUAAGAUGCUAGUUAGCAGAGCUGUACGUUUCCUUUGGGUUUUCGGCGUUGAGUAGCAGUCGAGCCUGUACGUAGCUCUUUGAUCCGUUAAAGGAGAUAUAAGUUGGCUAAUGAAUGAAAGCUGGGUGAACUCGAAGGGCAUAAAGUCUGUCCUGUUCUCGCCUGUGAGGCCAUGUCAUUUCCAGCAGCAUGCAUGUCACUGGCAGCAGCAGCAGUAGUGGUAGCGAUGCCCCCAUGCCAAGCCCCUCAAGCCGCCUCCUGCCAGCGUUCACUCUGGGCAUCGCGGUGGCCGCGGUGCUCUUUCAGUCCGGAUACGGAGGACUUACUAUAACCUCGUUUUUCCUCAAGCUAUUCAUUUACAUCUCCUUCGUCCUGUUCUGCUUCCUUUUGGGCAGUUUGGGCUCGAUUGUCAAGAAGAGUCCACCAAAGAUUAUCCUAUUUGAUCCCACCAAGGAGCACUCGCACAAGCUGCAGGAUAUAUUCAACAAAUUAAUGGGAAGGUUUUCUGUACCACUUCUAGACUUGGCACAGACCAGACGAGUAGUGGUGUCGCAUAAUGUGGACAAAGCACUAAAAGAGGUGUUUGACUACAGCUAUAGAGACUACAUCCUGUCCUGGUAUGUGCCUCUGAGUCUAGAUGAAGGCCAGUUGUAUCAGAUGCUGGCUGAAGAUUUCUGGGAAAUGAUUAAACAGCUGAGGACUCGCCUUUCCGAAGUGGACGUUGUCAAUGUAGUUUGUAACAACAUGGUUAAGAGCCUCCAUGGCCAUUUCUGUGACCUCAAGGCCUCGAACACCAGGCAAGAAGAGUUACCCAGGGCCUUCCCGCUUCAUCCUUGUCUGUGCAGUCCCAAUGAGGAGAUGCGUUUCCUGCGCUGCUGUUCACGUCUACUAGUUCUUUGCUUGCUGCCUUUUCGUGACGCUCGCUCCCACAGUCUUCGGCUCGUCCUGGUUGAGGUUAUCGCCACUAAAGUGUUAAAACCAUUGGUGGAGGUGCUAAGUGAUCCAGACUACAUUAACCAGAUGCUGUUGGCUCAGCUAGAACAUCGGGAGCAAGUGAACGAGCACCAUAAGAAAGCGUACACGUAUGCGCCGUCCUAUGAAGAUUUCAUCAAACUCAUCAGUAGUAGCUCUGACAUUGACUUCCUCAAACAGCUCAGGUAUCAGAUAGUUGUGGAGAUUAUUCAGGCCACCACUAUCAGCAGCAUUCCCCAGCUCAAGAAGCAGAAAGACAGUAAAGGGAAGGAGACGGCUGCUAUGAAAGCGGACUUGCUACGAGCUAGGAAUAUGAAACGCUAUAUUAACCAGCUCACCGUGGCCAAGAAGCAGUGUGAAAAGAGGAUCCGGCUGCUGGGGGGUCCAAACUACGAGCAGCAGGAAGACGGGAACCAAGAUGAAGGAGAUGGACCUCAGAGCCAGAAGAUUCUUCAGUUUGAGGAGAUCAUGUCUAACGCUAUGUUCCGGGAGCAUUUCCGUGUUUAUAUGGAGCGUGUGGAUAAGAGAGCCCUCAUCAGUUUUUGGGAGUUGGUGGAGAUGCUCAAAAGUGCUAACAAGAGUGAGGUGCCACAGCUGGUUGGUGAAAUCUACCAGAAUUUCUUUGUAGAGAGUCGGGAGAUCCCAGUGGAGAAAGCUCUGUAUAAGGAGAUCCAGCAGACUCUGGUAGGGAACAAAGGCACAGAUGUGUUUCACAAGAUCCAGAGCGACGUCUAUGAGACAAUGAAGGAACGAUAUUACCCCUCAUUCCUUGUGAGCGACCUGUAUGAGCGUCUUAUCAAGCGGGAGGAGCAAAGAAGCAGCUCACAAUCCAGCAGUGAGGAAAAAGAUGAUGGCUGUCAGACCAUGGAGGGGGCAGAGGUGACUCUAGACGAGGGCAGUAAAGGUAUAAAUGAGCAGGCCAGCUAUGCUGCUAACAAACUCCAGCAUCUCUAUGAAAGACUGGAGUACAAACGCCAAGCACUGGGCUCUAUACAGAAUGCACCCAGACCGGACAAAAAGAUUGUGUCGCUCCUGAAAGAGGAGAUUGGGGUGAUGGAGAAGGAGCACAGUGACCUGCAGCUGCAUAUCUCGCGCACAGACUGGUGGUGUGAGAAUCUGGGCACAUGGAGAGCUAUGAUUAACACUGCUGAGGCUUGCGAGGAGAACGGCGAGCAAAUGGCUUUUUAUCUGGUAGCAGUGAGUCUGAUGGAAGGAGAGAGCACAGAGAACAGCAACUGGUGCGUCACAAGAAAGCUGAGCGAGUUUCAGUCUCUGCACAGGAAGCUGACUGAGUGUUUUCCCUCACUGAAGAAGGUCCAGCUGCCCUCCCUCAGUAAACUGCCAUUCAAGUCCAUUGACCAAAAAUUCCUUGAGAAAUCCAAAAACCAACUGAACACAUUUUUGCAGAAAAUGCUGACAGAUGAGCGGAUGUGCCAGAGUGAAGCUCUGUAUGCAUUCCUCAGCCCAUCACCAGAGCACCUUAAGGUCAUCGACAUCCAGAAAAAAUCCACUUUCUCUCUUGCCUCAUUUUUGGAGAGACUGCCAGGAGACCUUUUCUCCCAUCAAGAGGAUGAGGCAGAGGAUGACAGCGAUCUUUCCGAUUACGGCGAUGAGGUGGACGGGAAGAAAGAUGUCCUUGCUGAGCCCUUUUUUAUGCUCAUCGGAGAGGUGUUUGAACUCAGGGGCAUGUUCAAGUGGGUUCGGAAGACACUAAUUGCACUAGUUCAAGUCACUUUUGGAAGGACGAUAAACAAGCAGAUCAGAGACACCGUGAAUUGGAUCUUCAACGAGCAGAUGAUCGUUUACUACAUUAAUAUUUUCCGAGACUCCUUCUGGCCCAACGGGAAACUGGCACCACAUAAUAAAGCUCGCUCUGAUGCAGAGCGCCGCGAGACCAAGGAGAGAGCACAGCAAAAACUGCUGGACAACAUCCCUGAUGCACUACAGAAUCUUGUGGGGCAGCAGAACGCUCGUUAUGGGAUCAUUAAGAUCUUCAAUGCACUUCAGGAAUCCAGUGCCAACAAGCAUCUUCUUUAUAUCCUGCUGGAGAUGUUCCUCAAAGAACUCUGUCCUGAGCUGAGCGAAGAGAUGGAACAUGUCUAAUCUCGCAAACAGUCACCUGUUGAAAGAAAGCUUCACCCUAAAUCCACUUAUUUUACUUGAACAUGCUGGAAGGAAGUUUUAUUUAAGAAUCACUAUGAGGAAAAACUUGACUGACAUUAUAAUUUUUUUUCCCAUCCUCUCCAUACUCACCAGAUCUAAUGCCUACCAACCAAGUUUAAUUUUCUUACUGUCCCUUUUUUAUCGUCUGUGACAUCUUGUUACACCGCAAGGUCCUAAAAUGUGAAUAGUUGUGGAUUGCAGUGUUGUACAAACUUAAAAUGAGAAAAAGUAAACCUGGACCUCUUGAACCUCUA